Molecule: messenger RNA, 3645 nt
Organism: Acipenser ruthenus (sterlet)
Lineage: Eukaryota; Metazoa; Chordata; Actinopteri; Acipenseriformes; Acipenseridae
Product: peptidase M20 domain-containing protein 2-like
Exons: 7
Coding region: 262-1587 (441 amino acids)
Molecular function (GO): dipeptidase activity
Source: RefSeq, a predicted model, not a curated record
CGUUAAAUGCGUGGUAAAGGCUUCGUGGCAGUCCCAGUUGUCAGACUGCGGAGUCUUGUGCAUGUAUUUGCAGAGCCGGUAAUUAAAGUCGGAUUGUUGAAACAGUUUCUGUCGCAGUUAAAUCUAUUUAAAAAGCGUGCAGGGUAAUUUUGACAGUGCAAACUACUUCUUUUUUUAUUUAACAGAAUUAAGUUUGCUUUUUUCUGUGUUGAUUUCAUUAAUAAUAAUUUCAGUCAUCUUACUGAAAAUUAGCUACUGACCAUGCAAACAGCGGACAAGUGCAAUCAAGAUCAAUUGCAGCAGUGCAAACACAAAGCAGGAUGUUGCAUAGAUUCAGCUAAGGACACGCUGUUCGCGUUGAGUAAAGACAUAUGGAGCUGCGCAGAACUAGCGUACGAGGAAAAGCAGUCUCACGACAUCCUCGUCCGCUUCUUCACGGAGACAGAGAAGGGAUGGAGCGUUGAAAGCCAUUACAAACUGGACACGGCGUUCCGAGCCACAUGGGGACCCACCGGAGUCAACGCGGGGGGAGACACGUUAAAUAUUGGGUUUCUGUGCGAGUAUGACGCGUUGCCAGGUAUCGGUCAUGCGUGCGGACAUAACCUGAUCGCUGAGGUCGGUGCUGCCGCAGCUGUGGGAAUGAAAGGGGCGUUGGAGGCGCUCGUCGAUCCUCCAGUUCGAGUAAUGGUGACUGUGAUUGGAACUCCUGCCGAAGAAGAGGGAGGUGGCAAGAUUGACCUGAUCGAAGCGGGAGGCUUUGAAGGCCUGGACCUGGUGUUCAUGGCACACCCAUCGCAGGAGGAUGCAGCCUACCUUCCUGACAUGGCUGAGGAUGAUGUGAUGGUGAAGUACUAUGGAAAGGCUUCUCAUGCUGCAGCGUACCCAUGGGAAGGGAUUAAUGCUUUAGAUGCUGCUGUCCUGGCUUACAACAACUUAUCUGUGCUGAGACAGCAGCUGAAGCCUGACUGGAGGCUCCACGGUAUCAUUAAACACGGAGGGGUGAAGCCGAACAUCAUUCCAGCGUUCUCCGAACUGGUCUUCUAUCUACGCACCCCGAAGCGCAGGGACCUUCCGUUUCUCAGAGAGAAGGCGGAGCAGUGUUUCAGAUCUGCUGCCAUGGCAACCGGGUGCCGAGUGGAGCUGCAAUACGGGCCUCACGAGUACCACAAUAUUCUUCUCAACAAGACACUGACACGGCUGUAUGAGGAGAAUGGGAAGGCACUUGGCAUUGAAUUCACAACAGACGAGCAGGUGCUCAACACUCCAUCUGGAUCCACAGAUUUUGGAAAUCUGUCCUUUGUUGUUCCUGGAAUCCACCCCUAUUUUUACAUUGGCACCGAAGCACUGAAUCACACUGAAGAGUACACUGCAGCUGCUGGUUCUGAUAAGGCCCAGUUUUUCACCUUGCGGACGGCCAAGACGCUGGUGAUGACGGCGCUGGAUGUUCUGUUUAACCCAGAGCUUCUGAAGCAGGUGAAAGAAGACUUCCGCCUGUCCAAGCUGAAAGAAGAAUGUGAAGUGAGACGGGAGAAUGGCAGUGGGUCAGGGCCUGGGCAGUGGGGUGGGGCGGCCAGUGCCUCCCGCUGAAUCCUAACUGAGCUUGCUACUGCCAUCCCUCACUGCACUCAAAUCAGACCACAAUCAGAUAAUUCUCCUUUUUUUAUUUACACACGUUGAUUCAAAGGGACCCAUGUAUACUACUACUUUAAAGUUUUCGUUCUUAGCUUUUUAAAGGAAGGUGUAAGCUGUUCCUUUCUGAUGUUGCCUGAACCACACUACUACACGAAUCAACUGAUGAGCAGUUCAGAAUGAGCAGAAUAUAGAACACUAUAUUGUUUACAAAAUGUAAAGGAAAUAGAAGGACAUUUACAUGGAUGGUUGGUACUAUUGAAAAAGAGCAAUAGAGCUGUUCAAAAGGGUGAAAAAACGUAAAAGCCUGUGACUGGUCCUUUGGCUGGGAGAAGGGACCUGGGUUCAAACUCGGCACACACGUUAAAUGAGGUCUCAAGUGGGCUCACAUUCAUGCACCACAGAAAUAUAUACAGUAUAUAUAUAUAUAUAUAUAUAUAUAUAUAUAUAUAUAUAUAUAUAAAUAUUGCAACAGAGCAGGUUUAAAUGAUGUAAAAACACGGAUAAAUGUGUUUAAUUGUUAAUUAUCACCUGCACCUGGCUAUUAUUGUAAAUUAGAGCCAGGUGCAGAGUAUUUAACAAUAGCAGUUAGUCUCUUCGGGGCUCUGCUGUGUGAAGAAGCUCGAUUGAUAGUAUGAAGCCUUUUGUUUUCAUGUUUUGAAAAACUGUGUCCAAUUAUUUUUUGGCUCAGCUCACUGCUACCACCCCUGCACUGACUCGGGAGGGGCGAAGAUGAACACACGCUGUCCUCCGAAGCACGUGCUGUCAGCCGCCCAGCAGCUCUGGGCAGCUUAAAGGCAAGCCUGCAGGCGCCCGGCCAGACUACAGGGGUCGCUGGUGCGCGGUGAGCCGAGGACACCCUGGCCGACCUAACCCUCCCUCCCCUCGGGCGACGCUCGGCCAAUUGAGCGCCGCCCCCUGGGAGCUCCCAUCCACGGUCGGCUGUGGAAUAGCCUGGCUUGAACCGGCGACGUCCAGGCUAUAGGGCGCAUCCUGCACUCCACGCAAAGUGCCUUUACUGUGUGCGGAACUUGGGAGCCCCAGAACUGUGUUUUUGUGUUAUUUGUCAGGUAAACGGCUUAGCUGUCCUGCGAGUUAGUCAAGGAACCUGCACAUGUUUAGUUAGUGCUCCAAAGGAGCUAGGUGUUUGUUUUCACAGGAUGGCUAAGCCGUUUACCGUUUAGCCAGGUGCAGGUGAUAAUUAACAAUUAAACACAUUUAUACGUGUUUUUGGCAGGGAGGAUUUUAACCCCCUCCCUGCUCUGUUACUAUAUAUAUAUAUAUAUACAUAUAUAUAUAUAUAUAUAUAUAUAUAUAUAUAUAUAUAUAUAUAUAUAUAUAUAAAUAAUCAAGCAGUAUGGGUAUUGAGCAUGUGUGCAGACUGUGAUGAACAGUAUUUUCCAACCUUUUCUAUUUUGAUAUUGAAUUCCUGCCUUCAGCAUGAAAAUGCCAGUUCUAGCAAAUUCUAGUUUGCUGCUUAAAGCUCAACUGUAAACCUGUCUAGAAAGUGAAUACCACACUGUUGAGCUUUUAAAAACACAGCGCCCUGACUGGAAAUGAACCCCACCUCACACACACACACACACACACACACACACACACACACACACACACACACACACACACACACACACACACACACACACACACACACACACACACACACACACACACACACACACACACACACACACACACACACACACAGAACGACUUUGACAUGAAUUGUAUUCAAGGGUUUGCUUCUCACCUCAGAGUCUGUUUACUUUUUGAAGGUAAUUUUGUUGCUUGGUGAUACUGCAAUGUAUUAACGCUUAGAUACACAAUUAAAAUAUAGUCUGUUUCAAAUGGCUUUUUAUGUUCAUUCAAUGUUUGGUCUAAUUGCAUGCCUUCUAGUUACGGUCCACAGAAAUGUACACAAGGUCCUUAUAGUUAGAAGUGAAAUUAAUAAACCAUGACUGUUUCCACUGUAUUAUCUGUUUUGUUUUAAUAAAUAUAAUUUAAAAAGACAAUGUA